AUGUCGCGGCAUAUCAAGCGGCUUACGCUCACCUCCAAGAAGAAUUGGUGGAUGGUUGAGCUCGACGAAGAGGCCGAAAGCUCGCCUUCGAUCGUACCUCCGCACUCCGCCACACCCGGAGAGAACACUCCACAACACACCCAGCAGCGCACCCAGCAGCGCACCCCAAGACAGCUGCACAGACAAACCCCCCGCACGUACGAGUCCACUUCCCACUCCUCAGCGCCCAUCUAUCGCCCCCCGACGAACCCCACUCUCGUGCCCAUGGCCGCCGGGUCCGCGUCAGAACUCUUCCAGUGCGUGGUCAAGAAGCCGAACGUGGUGCAGAUCGAGAUCAACGGCGAAAUGCAGUCGAACGCGCGGGACGUGACAACCCAGUUCCUCGCAGAGCUCCGCGUGUACACGACGCUCGCGCGGCACCGCAACAUCUGCGCCUUCCUCGGCGCGCUCGAGAACGUCGGCAUGGUGCUCGAGUACCUCGAGGGCCGCACGCUCUACGACAAGGUCGGCUACCACGACCAGCUCCUCGACGGCCUCACCCACCUGCACUCGUACGGGCUCUCGCACGGGGACCUCUCGCUGCUCAACAUCCAGGUCACCCGCGCGUCCGACACCGUGAAGCUGUUCGACUUCGGGCGCUCGGUCCACGCGGACUCGCGCAUCCUCGCCCCGGACGACGACGCGGACGACGAGUUCGCGCCCCCUCCCGCGCACCCGCCGCCGCCGCCGCCGACGCCCUCGCGCUUCGCGUACCACGGCCCGUCGACGCCCGCGCAAGCACCGCAGCGGUCCGCGCGCAAGGUCGAGCGGAUAUACCCCGGGACGCGGCCGUUCAGCGCGCCCGAGAUCCUGCGCGGGGAGUGCGCGGACGCGCGCCUGGCGGACGCGUACAGCUUCGGGAUGAUCCUGGUCUGCCUCGACCGCGGGACGCUGGUGGACGUGAAGCCGUGGGAGCAGCGGAAGGACAAGCUUCCGAACGGGUUCUUGGACGGGCUGGAGGUGUUCGGGGCGCGGUGCGAGGAGUAUCUGCGGAGGUGCGAUCAGGGACGGAGGAGGCUUGCGAGGGAGGAUAUGAUGGGUGUGGACGUGACGAUGGUGGAUGGGUUGUGA
This is a messenger RNA of Epithele typhae, 1110 nucleotides long. RefSeq names its product kinase-like protein. Gene Ontology annotation, biological process: protein phosphorylation. The record is from RefSeq and is a predicted model, not a curated record. Gene Ontology annotation, molecular function: protein kinase activity; ATP binding. The transcript has 4 exons. Bases 1 to 1110 code for a protein of 369 amino acids. NCBI's taxonomy places the organism in Eukaryota, Fungi, Basidiomycota, Agaricomycetes, Polyporales, Epitheliaceae.